UAUUUAUAGCGCUGGGGGGCCGGCCCUCCCCACAUUGGCAGCCGUGCUGCAAUGUCAUCCUCGGCCUCUGCGGGCACUAGUGCCGCUGCCUGCCGUGGGCGGACAGAGGGCCCAGAUCUCCGCGGCGGCGGCAGCGGGGACCCCGGAGUGAGGGGAGGGGCUGGCAUGGGCAGCACCAUGGAGCCGCCCGGGGGUGGCUACCUCCACCUGGCCGCGGUCACCUCCCCGGUGGGCACAGCGCGCCUGCUGCAGCUGGCCUUCGGCUGCACCACUUUCAGCCUGGUGGUUCACAGGGGCGGCUUCGCGGGCGUCCAGGGCACCUUCUGCCUGGCCGCCUGGGGCUUCUGCUUUGCGCUCUCGGGCCUGGUGGUGGCCUGCGAGUUCACGCACCUGCACGGCUGCCUGCGCCUGUCCUGGGGCAACUUCACUGCCGCCUUCGCCAUGCUGGCCACGCUGCUGACCGCCACGGCCGCAGUCAUCUACCCGCUGUACUUCACCCGGCUGCAGUGCCCACCUGAGCCCGCUGGCUGCACGGCCCGGGACUUCCGUCUGGCCGCCAGCGUCUUCGCCAGCCUCCUCUUCCUGACGUAUGCCGCUGAGGUGGCCUUGACCCGAGCCCGGCCGGGCCAGGUGGCCAGCUACAUGGCCACGGUGUCCGGCCUUCUCAAGAUCGUCCAGGCCUUUGUGGCCUGCAUCAUCUUCGGGGCACUGGUCUACGACAGCCACUACGGGCGCUACGCGGCCACCCAGUGGUGUGUGGCCGUCUACAGCCUGUGCUUCCUGGUCACGGUGGCCGUGGUGGCCCUGAGCGUGAUGGGCCACACGGGCGGCCUGGGCUGCCCCUUCGACCGUCUGGUGGUGGUGUACACCUUUGUGGCGGUGCUGCUGUACCUCAGCGCCGCUGUCAUCUGGCCUGUCUUCUGCUUCGACCCCAAGUACGGCGAACCCUGGCGGCCAGCGGCUUGUCCGCGUGGCCGCUGCCCCUGGGACAGCCAGCUGGUGGUGGCCAUCUUCACCUACGUGAACCUGCUCCUCUACACCGCCGACCUGGCCUACUCCCAGAGAAUCCGCUUCGUGCCCACGCUGUAGCUGGGGCCGGCGUCCAGGCGGUAGGGUGGUGAGGUUGGGCACAUGGGGGGACCAGGAGGUGCCAGGGAGACGGAAGAGACGCCCCAGUGGGCAGGCCGUUGCUGAGGCCUCUUGGACUUCUGACAACCUCCAGGGGCUUGGCUGGAGAAGGGACUCCGAGGAGGGACACCUGCGCAGGACAGAGGAGGGCAGAGACGGGGCAGAAGGGCUGGAGGCUGGAAACAGGGAGAUGGGAGGGGGCUCAGGCAGCUCUAGUUCUCGCUCGGUUUCUCUGGGUCCCCUUCUCUGCCUCCUAGUCCCCACUUCUGUCUCUGUCCUGGGACCUUUCUCCCUUCUCCCCCUCCCUCUCUCCUUCCCUUGCCUGGUGUCUCUCUCUCACUUCCUCUUCUCCACUCCCCACCACCUUCUGCCUCCCACUCUCCCCACCUCUCUCUCUCUCUCUUCCCCCACUUCCGGCCCCUCCCUGCACUAGGAUGGGCUGUUCUGACACUCAGGAACUUGGAAGCCGCUGGUCCCCUGGCCCACCAUGCAGACUGGGACACUGAGGCCAGAGGACUUAGGAGCGUGCCAGUCAGGGUUUGGUGACCACAAAGGCACGGUUCCCAGAGGCAGGGUGGGGCUGGGAGGGCCAGGCCGCAGUGAGGCUGGGCGCCAACAGGAGAGCUCAUGGUCACCAGGACUGGGAGGACGCAGCCAGCACAGAGAAGGUGGCCAGCCUCGCUGCCUGCCCCUGCACGCCACUGCACCAGACCGAAGUGCCAACACCACACCAAGACUACUGCGGGGCAGGACACGUCGUCCACCUAGAACCUUCUCCACAGCCAGAAAGCCUAGGCCAGACCCAGGGUCCCCCAGGGACAGCAAGCCUGGGCUCUGGGCUCCCACAUGCCCAAUACUCUGUGACUACCAGUGCUACUGGCCAUCACCCCCCACAGGCAGCUCCUUGUGCACCAGACAGACAGACAACACGAGGCUGAGUUGCCCCAGCCCUGCACCUGUGGGCAGCGGCCACAGCAGCCCUCGACUCUCAGAAUGGGCCCCAGACCCUCAGACAGGAAAUAAACACCAAUGUUGAUUUGCACCUGA
Molecule: messenger RNA, 2175 nt
Organism: Echinops telfairi (small Madagascar hedgehog)
Lineage: Eukaryota; Metazoa; Chordata; Mammalia; Afrosoricida; Tenrecidae
Gene: MYADML2
Product: myeloid associated differentiation marker like 2
Exons: 1
Coding region: 52-1089 (345 amino acids)
Cellular component (GO): membrane
Source: RefSeq, a predicted model, not a curated record